Molecule: messenger RNA, 2486 nt
Organism: Cylicocyclus nassatus
Lineage: Eukaryota; Metazoa; Nematoda; Chromadorea; Rhabditida; Strongylidae
Source: the annotation of a GenBank genome assembly
AUAGGGUUCAAUGUCAGGCGACCAGUUCUCAUUGAUUCGCCAACAGAUCUAACAUUACUUUCUUCUCUCGGGCAAGAUUUUUAUCACUCUUCUCAGUGCUAAUGCGACAAAUUCGUGAGCCAAUUGUUCAUUUUGUGUAAGCAGGCGAAGUUCACAAUCAUGUUGCCCACGUUACUGAUCUCAUUUUGUUUUGUAUUGAUUUCUCCUGCGAAUGUCAACUCUGCAACGCCAGAUUACGACUCAGUUGAAACAGAUCCAUUUGAACUGCCACUACCUCCACCAUGGAGACGUCCUGGUCUAUGGCGUCCGCCAUUUCCAGAGCCAUGGCAUCGACGACGACCACCACCUUGGCCACCUUGGGGGCCACCGCCAGGGCCCCCACCUCCAGGGCCCCCACCUCCCGGGCCGCCGCCACCGUUUGGUCCUCCACCACCUCCUCCUUGGCAUCCACCUCCAGAGGGUUUUGAUGAGCUACCGUGGCCUCCGCCACCCAGACCACCACCACCAUGGCCACCAUGGGGACCUCCUCCCAGACAUCCUCCUAGACCUCCUCCACCUCCGCCACGAUUCCCUCCACCACCACCUCCACGACCACCUCCACCACCACGUCCAUCAUCGCCUCCGAUACCAGCUCCACCACCUCCUCCUCCACCCCCUCCGCCUACAUCACAGCCACGAGUUCUUUAUAGUCCAGAAAUACAGAAUGUCAUUACGAGUCUUAACACGAGAACUACGGCUUUUUCGCGACCAGGUCAAGGCUAUGAGAACGUCAUAUCAUUGUUGAAGAAGAAAAUGGAGAGUAGAUCAAAAACAAAAGUGGCCUUCGAUCCAGGAAAAUUGUUUAUCCCUCCCGUAGGCUUGCAAAACGAACUCACAGCAAACAACAAGGUUUUUGGAGCUUUGUACGAAAUAGACAUUGCACUGACUCUUGCACAAGCAUCACGGCUGGCUGACAGAUUCGGACGUUUCAAACGAAAAAUUGUGGCCAACAUGACUCUGCGCUGGCCAAGCACCAUCAUACCAUAUAAGUUCGCUAUAAGUGACGCGUCAUGGCAGAAGGAUAUCAGAAAUGUGCUUGAGAAAUUCAGCAAAAAUACCUGCUUACGUUUUUCUGAGAAUGGGCCAGGAGCGGACUAUGUGAUAUUCAACAGAGGUGAAGGCUGCUACUCACCGGUAGGACGUCUGGGUGGAGCACAAGAGGUGUCGAUUGGAAUGGGAUGUGAUACGGAAGGCAUCAUAAGCCACGAGGUGGGGCACGCAUUGGGUUUCUGGCAUGAACAAGCUCGACCAGAAAGGGACACUUAUGUAAGGGUAAACGCAGAAAAUGCAGUGGCAGGGACUGAAGGGAAUUUUGACAAGCAUGGUUACGACGAAAGUGUGGACUACGGUAUUCCAUACGAUUACGGUAGCGUGAUGCAUUAUUCCAGUACCUCAUUUUCGAAAUCGACCCAAUUGAAAACAGUAAUACCGCUUCAAUCUCAUUUCGAACACACCAUCGGCAGCAGGGUGGAAGCGUCUUUUCUUGAUUUCAAGCUACUUAACAGAGCAUACUGUUCUAGAUCUUGCACAAACGUUUUAGCUUGUCAGCAUGGUGGAUAUCCCAAUCCAAACGCUUGCAGCAGAUGUUUGUGUCCGAAAGGAUUGGGUGGUACUCUCUGCGAUCAGGUUGAACCUUCAAGUUGCGGCGCUGAUUUGCCGAUGAUGACCAGUACUAGCUGGAAGGAACUGACCUAUUCGGGAUCCAAUUCAUGCUAUUGGCGUAUCAAGACGGAACCUGGGCAAAGAAUCCGCUUCAAGCUCACAUCCGUGAAUUUCAAAUGUGCUCCUACAUGUGAAGAAUUUGUUGAGGUCAAAUUUGACGAAACGCAUGACAAAACAGGCUUCAGACAGUGCUGUAAGGCUGAAUACGACGAGUUCGUUUCAAAAGGAGAUUCAAUCCUUAUACUGACUCGUGCCACAGCACAAUCCAAUUUUGUGCUGCGUUAUCGAAUGGAAGAAGUGAUCCGAAGGACGCCACCCCCUACCGCUGCGCCACCAACGACGACCCCUUUCCGCCCACCUCCUAUAACUUUCCGACCACUGCCGACCACUUUACGUCCGGUCACCUUACCUCCAUUGCCACCACCAACCUCUUCACCGGCACUCUGGUCCCAGUGGACUCCAUGGACUCAGUGUUCAUUGACCUGUGGUAACUGUGGUACCCGUCAGCGGAGGAGGGAAUGUCCGAAGCGUAAAUGCAUUGGUUCAAGCGUCCAAGUAGAACCAUGCAAUUUGAAGCCGUGCCCGGUUAGCAGCGCAUACCAAGGAUCGUACAAAGUGCCAACACCAAGUCCAUGCUCACUCCGCAGAACCCGAUGAUCUUCGUGACUGAGUCAUCAACAUGCAAAAGAAAAUGUAUAUCGUUUCUUUGUCUAAACCAAUUGAAUCACAUCUUUUCUUAUGGCCUUUUGAUGACAAUGUAACGUAAUAAAUAUCUAUAAGCUAAC